Messenger RNA from Moneuplotes crassus, 12549 nucleotides. The record is from the annotation of a GenBank genome assembly. Lineage: Eukaryota; Ciliophora; Spirotrichea; Euplotida; Euplotidae.
AUGAAAAUCAUCGAAACUCUAGACGAACAAAAGUUCCCAACUCGGCAUUUGAGAGAUGAUGGAAUAAAUAAAAUUAGAGAGCUGGAGAACUGCAUCGAAGAUGAAUCGAAGUUCUUAGAAGUUCUCAAUAAAUUAGCAGACAAAGAAUUCUGGGUGUCAGUCACAACUAAAGAUCUAUACUAUUGGAUAAAUGUUCUCAACAAAGUUGACUCUAUGUUUGAAACACUCAUUGAAACAAUCCACAAGCUUAACGAUCUCAAACAAGAGUUAGGAAAUCCCAAUGAAAUUUAUCAAGGUUGCUGCCAGAAACUCAGCAUUUUGCUAUCAUUCAGUAUGAACUUACUCAGAGAGUGCAACUCACGCUCGAUCUAUAGCUCUGUGGAUAGAUUUUCAGACAUUUUAAAAUGAGUAGAUGACUUUGAUAUCAUUUUUCUGUGCCUUGAAGCUAUUUAUGCCCUUAUUCGGAAAUCAUGCCUGACUGGAAAGUUCACUAGAGCACAUGAGCUCGACGACCAUGACCUUUUGAAGAUGAUUGCUUUCUGGGCCAAUUGCUUUCACUCUUUCGCAAACAAGCCUAUGAGUAUUUUUGAAUCCGUUGAUAUUAACAAAAUAAUUCCUGUUGAAAAACACAAGCUAUCGCUGCUUAAGAGCAUAGAAAACAUCAGAACGCUCAUUAGCGUUAAGGUUCCGACAGAUGAUUCGAAUCGUGAUGAAGGAAGAGCACCAGAGCAAUUUGCAAUCUUUAGUUACAGAAAUAUCAACGCCGUUCUUGAAAAACGCAAAACAAAAGAAAGACAUAACCUUGAUCCCUACAUAAUGAGGACACUUAUUGGGAGCAAAAUCUAUGCUACUCAUUGACAAGAACAAAACUUACUGAGUGCUAACAAGGUAACACUCAAAGCCAAGUCUGUCUUCAUCCAUUUAUCGAUUGUCGAAGAAGGAGAUCUGUUCAAUGUUGACAGAUUCAACAGAAUGCACCCAUUUACUGAUUUUAUUCCAGAAUUAAUAGCAUUCCUGACUCAGAAAUGCAAUAGCGAAUUACACACAAUUUCGCUUGAAAUCAUCCACAGUUAUCUAUGUGCAUCAUUGAACCAGUCAGAGAAUACAAAUCCAUACAAACAUGCUCCAAGCCAGAUUUUAAAUUCUCUAGGAGUGACUAGUAAUGGGACAAAGCCAGUUCAUAGAAUUCUACAUGAUCUAACAAGCCUAAAAAUUGUUCAAAGCCAGGAAGAGAAUCUAAGUGCAUUCGACACACCUGAGUACCAGCUAAAAAGCAGAGCUGGAUUUCUGCCAAAUGAAACAGCUAAAGAUCCAGCUUUCUGUGAUCAGUUCUUGGAAGUUUUAUAUCUAAUUAGUACACAGUUCAGAAACAAUACAAGAUCUUUCAUUAACGAAUUACUGAAGUUCCUUGAUGCUAAACCACAAAAUGGAUAUUAUGUAUUUAAGCACAGUCAAGUAACUAAGGCUGCAAGGAUCCUUCACUAUACUUUGAAAAAUAACUAUGAAGAAUUUAAAGCAGUUGAAAGAACAAUUACCAGACUCAAGGUUGAAAUUAAUUUGAUUUUAAAAGACUCUCAUCAAGAGAUUCCCCUUGAAAACUGGAGGUACAUUCAAGCAAAGGAUGCAAUAAUCCAUGGAUCUUCACGACAAGAGUUCUUUAGAGUCCUUUUUAGACUCCUCAAUGGAUCUAUCUUCAAAAACGAUCCUAAUUUUGCUUCUAACUCAAAGAAGAUUCUAGAUAAUGGUCUAUUGACACAUUGUUUGAAGCUUUUUGCUGAAAACAGAGAGGAAAACUCAAACACUCAUGAUGUUGUGUUAGUCUGCAGUAUGCAUUUAAUGUCUUUGGUGAUAAAUGAUUUACCAGCUCAGAUCCCUAAAGCUUGUGACAGUUUCCUGAAUGAUACCUUUAAGAGCUUGGAACAGAGAGUACCUAAUUACAUUGAGUUUUACCUAGCUCUUUUGAAGCUUAUAACAGCUGUAUCAAUUCAUGAUAAGGGUAGAGAGCAGUUAAAGCUUAGCAAACUGAUUGAGAAGGCCAUGCUCGUCCCUCUUGAGCCAGGAUAUGGCUACCAUUAUAUCAAUUGAGAUAAAGCAUAUGAAUAUCACCAGUACCUUAGAGACUUACUUAGGAAUGAUGAUGAGUAUAGGAAGAGAGCUGUUAUCCAGCUAUUGAAAAAUGUGGACUACCUUAUCGAAAGUUCUGUUGCUCUUGCUAAUAAACCCAAAGAACAAAUAGAAGAUGGAAGGCUGAAAGACAAAUUUGAUGAUCAACUCGAUUCUUUCUUCAACCUUUUGCAUCACAUCAUUGAAGAUAACACCAGAAUGAACAAUGAGAAGAUCAUUGAGAAAAGUGUUUGAUCUGCUGAAAUGUCUGAGAAACUACUUACCUUGUUCAAGGUUCCAAUAGUGGCAGAUGCUAUUGCCAAAGAAACAAUCAUAUACAAAGAAGUAUUCAAAUCCUUCAUCACCGAGUAUCCUAAAUUGCUUGAAAAUGUACAUGCAGACUUAAUUAGUAGCCUUGAUAGUGUGGAGAAGAUUCUUGGCCCGCUUGAAAAUGCAACUGACUUUUUGCCUGAAAACAGAGAUAUGGAUGUUGCCCAAGAAAAUAAUUCAGUGGAAGUAACAAAAAGCAACAUUACGACCCUUGAAUACAUUAAGAGGGAUGAUGAGAAGCUGAGAGUUCUAUAUUGUCUCAUCAAGAACUAUUCAACCAUUUUAAGGAGUAGCAGUAGAAGAUUCGAUGCAUUUCUUGGAAUGGAUAUCUCAAGCACUAUCAAAAGGUUGGUUAGCUUAAGAAGAGCUAUUAUCAUGGGAGGCUCAGAUCUAUAUGCAACAAAGCUCAAAGAAGAAUUUGAGACACACAAAGAGUCCAUACUUGAGUUUGAUAAAAAGAUCGAAGAACAUAAAAGAGCUGGUGAAGAUUCUCAUGAAAAUGAAGAAGCAGAUCCUAAAAUAAUUGGAGAGUUGAAAAGAGAAGAAUACAUGAAGAGAUAUAAAAUUGUAGGCAGUAAUAAUUAUGCCACUGCCAAUUUCGCAGGAGUUUUAGAGUUUGACAAAGACAAUGUUUCAGAUGUUGAGAGAGAGGCUGAGCAAUGACAAACAGAAGUAAAUAAGUUAGUUCAUUUAUGGUGGAAGAAGAAAAUUCAAAGAGGAUCAGAAAUGGCUGGAAAGAACAUUGAAGCUAUUGUUGAUUCAACUAUCUUCAUGAGCACAGUCUUAUCUCCUGAAAACUUGAACAAUGUAAUAGAUCCUAAAAAUUUUGACUUAGACAAAGUUGAUAUCAAUGAAGCAAUGGCUAGUUUUGCUAAAUUUAACCAAGUUGUAGAAGAGUAUACAAAGUUAAUGUCUUCAGAUUCUCCUUACAUUACUAAUUUCUACAUGAAGAAAGGAUUUAGAAAUGUGUUCGGACUCUACCACUGGCUGAGAGCUGUUACUCCAAUUUUUGAACAACUCAAAGUCAAGAGAAUAUUAUUCAGCAAGCACAUUCAACUUCUCUGGAGCAAUAUUGGAGACCAUUUCGCUUCAGUAGUUGAAUGAAAAUUCUUGAAAGAUGGAAGAGACCCUCCUUCUUGUAAGACAGAUAAGCAUAAAGACACAGAUGAGUUUGUGAGUUCUCUGUUCUAUCACAUUUGCAGUGAAAUAUUUAAGCAAGAAGAUAUAAUAACAUUUUAUCUUCAGAAUUCCAAGUUCUUUUUGGAGUGAAUGAUAGACAUCAUGAAGUUGCUGAUCACUGGCGAUUGCUUUAGACAAUUGAAUGUUAAUGGGCAAGAUGAGGAUAGAGAUGAUGAACAAGAGCCUGCUCAACUUAGAAUUGAUGAGGAAUCUAUAGGCCUUAUUACAGGAAUGGGUUUCUCUAGAGGAAUCGCAUCUGCAGCACUUAGAAGGACAUAUGGAAAUGUUGAGCAGGCAAUUGAACUUGCCCUUACCGGAGGAAUUUCACCAGAAGAAGAGGAGAAACAGAAUUCGCAGCCUGACGCGGAAAUGGAAGAGGAAGAAAAAGUAGAUACUGAGAAAAAUAAAGAAGAAAUCAAAAUGGAGGUUGAUGAUCCAGAAAUAUUCGUGAUUAAUCGAGAUAAACUUGCUGCUGCUACAAAAGAAUGGCUUAAAAUGCUAUUCAAUUGGAUUCUAACAGGAUUCAACAGUUCUCUAACCGACUUAGACAUGGUAAACAUCACCCAGUUCAUGCUGAAGUAUGUGACUUCAGAUGAAGAAGUUGAAACUCUUAUGAAUACAUGAAUCGACGUAAUGAAAACAGUGGAAGGGUUUUUAUUUGAUGGUGAUGAGAAUACCCCAAUAUUCACAAAAGAUAAAGAUGGAAAUUCACCUAUUGUGCUUCCAGUAGAAACCGAAGAGUCCAAAAAGGCAAUUUCUAGAGAUUUUAAUAGUUACGAAUAUCAAAAAGAAAGGAAAGCAUGACUAAAGAAAGUAGCUACUCUCACCAAGAUUUUAUCAAGUAUGGUAAACUAUUUAGUCAAAAAUGUGGGAUUCUUCAAAUCAAUUACAGAUCAUUUCUGUUUAUUGAUACAAAGAGCAAAUAAAGAAAAACUCAAAUUCAUUCCGAAAGAGAAGGAGUUCCAAAUAGGAGAUCUUACUGAUGUAGAGCCACCAAAAUCUGAGUUCCAAAUCUUCCAGGACAUUGUUGAUAAUUGCCUGACUUUGAUAAUUACUGGGUAUGGUAUUUAUACUCUCAGUAGCAUGACCAAGGAGCAGGUUGAGUUAACUCAACAAACUCAAUCUUUAAUGAAGAAAGCGGAAGAAGACAAGCAGCAAGUUAGAAAAGACGACAAGAAGAAAGAAAAUAGUGAAGAUCAGCCGGAUAAAGAAAUGAGUGAAGAGACUCAUAUUUACCCAGAUAGAGUUCUAUCCUUCAUAACUAAUCUUCGUAACUGGAGAUAUGAUGGACCUGACUCAACCUUAAAGAAUGUUGAUGGAAUUAUGAGCUCAUGGAACAAACAGCUAUCUGAAGAACAUUUCAAUAAAAUUGCUUUGGCUUUGAUUGAGCAUGCAGGAGAUAAUUUUGAUUUAUCUUUCACACAAAGCAGCUUCCAGAAUUUGAUGUAUCUUCUACUGAAAUUGCUAGAAAACCAAGAGAACUCAGAUACAUUUUUGAGAGGAAAUUGGUUCAAGAAACUAUUGAAUAUCAAGUCUAAAUUAAAACAUAAAGGCAGAUGGAGAAAUUACUUCACCAGCAUCGUUAUUAAGCUAAUGGAAGACGAGAAUGCUAUUCUUGAGGCUUCAGAGAACAUAAUUCGUAAAAUACUUUACUUCAAGCAUGAUGAAGAAUUUUCCAAAGAAAUCAGGAAAAAUAAAGAAAUAUCUAUGAAGAAGAGAAAGAAAGAGAAUGAGCAAAAAGAUCAGCUACCUCAGGAUAAUGCUAAUCAGAAAAGCCAAGGUGAAGCAAAUGCGACAGGAGAAGAUUUAAAUCCUGGAGAAGAGGCCAAACAGGCAAAGCCUAAAGAAGAAUCUCUUAUUAUAAAGAAAUCUGAAUCUUCGGAUGCUGUCACUCCUUCAAAUCCAAGUUUGAUAAAGAAUAAACGCUCCAAGGGAUCAGAGAGCACCGUUCUGAAGAAGAGUGAUAUUGCUUAUCUUACUUUUAAAAACUGAUCUGGAAUCAAGCUCAGCCAAUUUUUAGAGCAGCUGAGAUCUGUUGAGGUCAGAGCCAGCAGUAUUUUCAUCAAGGCAUGCUCUAACCUCUGUGAAAUUGAGUAUGUAAAAGAAUAUGAUGUAGAAAUGAAUAUUAAAAAUGAGUAUAAGAUCAUCAAGCUUAAGGAUUCUGUUCUAAGAGAUUGUAUUGCUAAGCAAGCUAAAGAGAGCUCAAACAAUUUUAAGAAUCAACCCCCAGCUACUGAGGGGAAGAAGCUUUUAGAUAGUAAGCCAAUUAAAUCUGGCUCACUGACAGCAAGGUCUAAAAGCGAUUCUAGAACCGGCCUUACUCCUCCUUCUAAGAGAGACAACUUCCUUGUAUCAAGUUUGAUAAGUGCACAAGAAAGGUUCCCAAAAUGGAAAAAGAAAGUUGUUCUUAAUAUUAUCGAAAAGAUAGUGGACAAAUUCUACAACUGUAAUUUUGAAAAUUUGAAAAGCUCUCCUAAAGAAGACAAAUAUUUCGCAUCACAAUGAAUUUUCAGCUAUGAGGAUCUGUUGCAGAUUUUAACCAAGAUAAUAAGAACUUAUCCAAGCACCGCCUCAUUGGUUGUAAUUUACAAAUCUAAGAAACUGAAGCCAUUCACUAGUUUUGGAGAAUUUUUGGUUAAGAAGAUUUACGAUAUGGGAUUCAUCACAUGGAGUUACUACAAUCCAGACAAAGAUUCAGAGCUUGGACCAGAAGAGCAGAUCCAAACAUGCUAUGAUGCAGGAGGUCCCAAGCAUGAGUCUAAGCUUGACGAAAAACAUAUAAAAUACAGAGUUAAGUGGGGUAGAAAUAAUGAAUGGGAGAACACGAUCUCACAAAAUAUGAAAACUCUCAUUGGUUUUAACUGACUUAUGACCCCACAAGAAAGUAAAAUCAAACUUGAAAUCAAGAAAGCAAUCCUUGGAGCACUUCUUGAGAAAGCAGCCGUUCCAUCUGAACUGAAUAACUUAAAAUCUGUAUCUUCAGUUGCUACUGCUUUAAUUUUAAUCAGAAAACUUUUGAGUCAUGACAAUUCUUCUCCAUUAGCAUACAGCAAGGCUAAUGUAGCGCACACUUUAACGAAGUUAAAAUCAGGAACAAAGGUCUUCAAGAUUUUAUCUGAUCUAUUGAAAUCAAUUCAUCUUUCAUCCAUCCCAAGUUUCCAUAUCUUGAGUCCUUUGCUGGUUCCACUGGUAGAUAGCAUGACUUACUGCAAUCUUCAAAGGAAGAAGCCAGAAAGCGAGGUUAUUCUAGAGAUGGAGCAGGAGCAGCAUGACUCCCCUGAAGAUCCUGAAGUGUUACAGCAAGAUUCUGAGGAUGAAGGGGAUAUGUAUUUCUUUGGUCUCGGUCCAUUAGAUGAAAACUCUGAAGAUCCUGAAGGAGAAGUGGCAGAUAAUCAAGAUGCUGAUUCUGAAGCAGGAGAAGGAGAAAUGAAUCUUAACGAUAAUGAUGAUAUAGAACAAGCCUAUGCACAAGCAGAUGAAAACGAUACUGAGAGUGAGAACGUAUCUCUUGAUGAUCUUAUUGAAGAACUUAAAUACGAAGAUGAUGGAGAGAGCGAUUCAGAACAAGAUGAUGACAAUCAGGAGCAAGUAGAAGAAAAUAGCAUUCACAGUAAUUCAAACUCAGAGGAGGGUUCCGACUCUGAAGGAGAAGGAAAUGAAGAAGACCUUAAUGUACUCUACGGAAAUGAACCUUUUGAGCUUGAAAUUGAGAACGAAGAUGAAAUGGGAGAAUUAUUCAACCAGAAUAUGGAGGAGAAUGAACUUACUGAUGAGCUUGAAAUGGAAUUUCUUGAUGCUAACCAAGAGAUGAUGCAACAUCUUAGAAAUAUCAGAAGACCAAGACAUCAAAUUGAAAGCAAUGAUGAAGAAGAAGAUGAGCUCAUUGAAAUUGACGAUGAUGGUGUUGGCGGAUACAGGAGGAUCAUGCACAUGGUCAAUAGGUUUGGAGGCAGAGAUGGAAAUAGAAGAAACCAAUUCCUAGGAAGGGAUGGUAAUCAAUUUGGUAUCCCAGACUUGUUCGAACGACAUGGUAGAGAUAACAGAAGAGAUAGCGAUAGGAGACACGGAAACGAUUUAGACUCCUUCUUUCAAGUAAUCAAUCAGAACCAGAAUGAUAACGAGAUAUCUUAUUGGAUUCCCCCAGUAGACGAAAACGAAGAAAUAGAGAAUGGCCGGUACAGGCUAUCUGAUAUUGGAAGAUUUGAUAGACCUAUAGAAGACAGGCUCAGGCAUGAUGGAUUCGCAAUGGAGUUCCAAAGAAUCAGAGCUCAAAUUGACGAACUUCAAGAGUACGGUGGUAGAUUAGGAAAUAUAAAUCAAAACAGAAGGAGAAAUGAAGAAGCAAAGCAAGCCAGAGAAUCUCCAUCGAUAGCUAACCCAUUCAAUAUUGCGAGGAAUCUUAAACAGAAUAAAACUUCGAUAUCUGAACUGCUUGAAAAUAGCUGUGACACUAAGGUCAUAGAAAACAAGCCAUCAAAAUCAGAGAUUGAACAAUUUGAAAAAUCCAAAAAGGAAAAAGAAGAAAGCUUGCUCAAGCAAAAGGCUGAAAUGGAGAAACAAAAAGAGCAGCUCUUGAAGAAUAAGGAAGAAUUGGAGAAACAAAUGAAGGAGCAUAGAGCAGCAGAAGAACCCCAAAUUGAAGGCAUGCAAUCUAUGAAUCUAAGGAGACAAUCUGAAGAGAAUGUUCAACAAGAGAGUGUCCAAAAUCCUCCAAAUGAAGAAGGAAAUAUAGGAGAAGUUAGCCAAGAUGUGCCAAUGCAGCCUUCUAAUACUGAAGACCAGACAGAGAAUACAGCUCAUAAUAGAGAAAAUACUAGUGUAAAUCAUGAUAAUCAACAACCACCCAUCCAAGAGGAAAAUAAAGAAGAAAAUAAAGAACCUCAAAAUCCAGGAAAUUCAACAUCCCAAAAUACUGGUGCUAGAAAUGAAAAUGAGCAACCAUCUUCGCAAGAAGUUCCAGAUAACGUUGAUCCAAGAAUUGCAGCAAUGAUUCGUUCCUUUGACUUAACAUUUGAUCAGGUGAGGAAUGAAUCAAUAGAUAUCGAAGUUCUAGGGUUCUUACCAGAGGAGGAAGUAGCAUCAAUCUUAUCAUCUAUCCAAGUUGUUUCUCAAGAUGUAGCACAGUCAUCAGCUGAAGUGGAUCAACAGCAACAGCUUGCUGAAAACCCUCCUAGUGCUGUAAGAGAAGAGCAACCAUCUGAAGAAGAGAAACAAAAUUCUUUGAGAGAAUCUGAAAAUGCAAACAAUGAACAAGAACAAGCACAAGAUCAAGAGCUUCAAAAUGAGGAAGCUAGAUCUUCUCAACAAAUUGAGCAACCUCCACUACCUUCACAGAAUGAGUCUCAAGAAAUUAUCCCUCCAACUCAAGCAAAUCAGCCAGAUACUCCUGCAAGUCAACCUUUGCCUCAAAUGCAAGAAAAUCUCUCAAACGAUCAACUUCUCCUAGAUUUCAUGAGUGGAUUACAGAGAAGACAGUCGGAUCUUCCUCUAAAUCCUGGAUCUGGAAUUCCUGGCAUGCAAAAUAGCAAUAUUGAGAAUAAUAUAACAAGAGUUCUUGAACAGACAUUGAGAAAUGCUGGAGGUCCUCCAGCUAAUAUGUUCCCUCCAAUGGGAGGCAUGAACUUUACGAUGCCAUCAAUGCCUCAAAUACCACCGAUGCCUUCUCAACAAAAUAUUGGAAGGUCACCUGCUCCAUCCGCUCCUUCACAACCUGUGCAUAUUCCAAGUAAUGCUCCUGCUCAGGAGUCAUCACCAAUGAGAGAAGGUGCUCCUGUUAUUAGGAAUGAAAACGAGGAAAACAAAGGAGAGCAAGCAGAGAAUGAUAACCAAGCUUCGCAAUUACCAGAAGGAAUUGAUAUGGAGUUAUUUAACUCUCUCCCUGAAGAAUAUAAGCAAGAGCUUUUAGCUGAUGCUAACCUCAUGAGAAGAAAUCUAGGGCAGCCUCCUGCUGAGCCUGAGCCACCUCAGAGAGAGUCUGAUCCAAUGGAUACAGCUUCUUUCUUAGCUUCCCUUACGGAUCAAAAUCUCAGAAGAGAAAUACUCAUUACAAUGGAUGAACAGACAAUGCAAACACUUCCUGAACAUAUCCAAGUAGAAGGCAGAAGAUAUCAGAGAGAACUCCAGCGCAGACAUCACAGGAGACAAGCCAAUCCCGAGAGAAUGUUUAGGAGGAUGAUGAACAGAGUUGACCGAGAUCAAAAUCAUCCCAGACAUAGAGAUCAGAGACAAGACGAUUAUAACUUUGUUGAGAUUUUAUGUAGAAUGGAAGAAAAACUUAUUCAAUCCAAUCCUGAAGCAUCUGACAUCAGUACCAGCACAAUUAGACAUGUCUUUACCGAUGACAAAAACUUAAGGAGUUUGAUUAGAAUUAUAAUGAUUGCAUCUCAACAAAAGGAUUAUAUUGAUUUUAAAACUCUGGCAGCUCCAAUUGAUAACUGAUGUAAAAACCCUGUAAUUAGGUCCAAGAUAAACCAAAGCUUUAUGUUGCUCUUGAGGUACUACAAAGAUUUUUUGACUCAUUUCCAGCAAUCUAUUAGCAGAAGAACUGAUUUAACAGUGUCGUCAAUCUUCCCUCCAGUUUAUAUUCCAAAUCAUGAAACUAAGUAUCUGGAGGAAAUUCACCAUCCUAAAAUUGCCUUGUUUAUUUUUAAGCUCUUCAGUUAUAUGACUACAAGAGGAUAUGGAGAAAAUGAAGAAGUUAGAAUUGCUUUCUAUUCUAGAGAGAAGAAACAUAAUUACAACCAAGUCCAAAACUGGUUUAAUCCAUGAGAAAAGGGAACAUUCGAACCCCAGUUUAUUGAAGAUUCUCCUUUCUUGAGUUUACUGAAGUAUAUAAUAUCGGCCGAUUUCUUCUCUAACCAACUAGAUACUUCUGAAAUGCUGAAAAUAGCUUCUAGUUUAAUUAAAAAUUACAUAAACCCAAUCAGACAGAAGAAGGUUGAACUCGAUGAGGAAACACUAGCUACCUUAUUCAAGCUCAUCACUUUGAAAAUAGAUAAGGAAACAGUAAAUCAAAUAUGCGGCUUGUUCCACUCUAUUGCUUUGAUCAAACCAGAAUGAAUAUUUGAAAAUUUUAAGAAUAGCUUCAUUGCCACCAUCCCUUCAGUCAAAGAGCAACUCUUUACAGAAGUGCAAGAAGCCAUUGAGUACCAGUCAGAAGAUGUUAGCAUGGAAGAACAAAAAGAAGAAGAGAAGAUUGAAACAUCUGCAAGACCAAGAACAAGAAGCAUCAUUGAUGAAGUAAACGUCAAAAGCAUUGCAUUUGAAGGGGCUCACAGACUUGAAAGACUGGUCAAAAUCUUCAAGAUACUCCUUCAACAAUUUAGCAAAUCCCAUAGAUCAGCUGCUAGCGAAGAAGAAAGAAAUAAAACUGCAAAUUUAAAGAAAGACGGAUUAACCAUUCUUGAUAUCCCAGAACUUAAAGACUUGUUUAUGGUUUUCAGUGACAUUUUAGCCAAGAUUAAUGAAAAUGACAUUUCUGACACCAUUAAGCUUGUAGGAAUUACAAUGUUCAUAUGCUUCCAAGAAGACUUUAAAAAAAUUGAACAGAAAGUCUUCGAUCACAGCUUCGAAGGAGCCCAUGUAGUGAUGCAAGAUUACCGUGAUGCUGAGAACAAACAGAUAAAAGGUUUUAUUGAUGAAACUUACCUUGAGGAUGAAAGAGUGAAGUUCUUAAUUGAUCUAUGAAACAAACACAGAAAGAUCUUCAAUUCUUUAAUAAGACAGAACAAUACCUUGAUUAGAGACUCUCUUAAGAGUAUGAUCUACGUAGUCCCCGAUAUCUUCGAUUUUGACAACAAGCAUCACUUCUUCAGACAAGAAAUCAACAAGAUAAAGAGGUCAUCAAGAUAUAACACUCUCAGAGUUGAAGUAAAGAGAGACAGCCAAGUUAGGAUUUUCCAGAAUAGUUUUGACCAAAUCAACUCUCUACCCCCAGAAGACUGGAGAGGAAAGCUAGAAGUAGUAUUCACAGGAGAAAGAGGACAGGAUGCAGGAGGAUUGACUAGAGAGUGGUUCACCGAAAUCUCCAAGCAAAUGUUCAACCCCAAUCUAGGAAUGUUCAGUCUCUCAGAUUCAGGAUCCACUUACUAUCCAAAUCCAAAGUCUUAUGUUCAAAAUAACCAUUUGAACUAUUUCAAAUUCAUUGGAAGAGUCAUUGGAAAAGCUUUGCUCGAAGAGCAAUACAUUGCAUGCUCUUUUAUCAAGUGUCUAUAUAAACUUAUGAGAGGAGUCCCAAUUAGUUGGCACGAUAUUGAAGACUAUGACAACACUUAUUACAAAAAUCUAAAGUGGACUUUAGAGAAUGAUGCUACUGUACUUGAGCAGACAUUUGCUGAGACUAUUGAUUUCUUCGGCCAAACAAAAAUUCAUGACUUGAUCGAAAACGGACGCAAUAUCCCGGUUACAAAUGAUAACAAAAAAGAAUACAUUCAGAAUGUAUCUUUCUUCAAGCUUUACACAAGUAUCAAAGAGCAAGUGGAUGCAUUCUUGAAUGGAUUCUAUGAUUGUAUUCCAAGAAAACUAAUUUCUAUUUUCGAUCACGGAGAAAUUGAAUUGCUCAUUUCAGGACUUCCAACUGUUGAUAUUGACGAUAUGAGAGCAAACACUGACUAUACAAAUUAUAAUGAGAACUCAAUGGUGAUCCAAUGGUUCUGGGAAGUUCUCGAAGAAUUCAAUAACCAAGAGAAAGCCGAGUUCUUGCAGUUUGUCACAGGUUCAUCUAAAGUGCCAGUUGAAGGAUUCUGUGCUUUACAAGGAAUGAGAGGACCUCAGAAGUUUAAUAUUCAUAAAGUAUUCGGAGAUGAUGUCAACAGACUUCCAGUCUCCCAUACAUGCUUCAAUCAAUUAGAUUUGCCAGAAUACUCAAACAAGGAAUUGCUCAAAGAAAGAUUGCUAUAUGCAAUUAGUGAAGGAAAGGGUAGUUUCCAGCUUGCUUAA